Molecule: messenger RNA, 1415 nt
Organism: Lucilia cuprina (Australian sheep blowfly)
Lineage: Eukaryota; Metazoa; Arthropoda; Insecta; Diptera; Calliphoridae
Gene: Tgt
Product: queuine tRNA-ribosyltransferase catalytic subunit
Exons: 1
Coding region: 110-1372 (420 amino acids)
Cellular component (GO): cytosol
Molecular function (GO): tRNA-guanosine(34) queuine transglycosylase activity
Source: RefSeq, a predicted model, not a curated record
GAGUUCAAUUAGUGCAAUAGUUUCCAAAGUUCUGUGUACCGCGUUUACAAGUGAAUCAUUAUUAUCGUAAAGAAAUUAAGUAAAUUUAUAAAAAACUAUUUCCAAAAUCAUGUCAGCCACCAAGGUGCCUCCUUUAACUUAUAAAGUGUUAGCCGAGUGUUCGUCCUCAAAGGCUAGAGCGGGACUUAUGACCCUAAGGCAUAGUGAAGUUAAUACGCCGGUCUUUAUGCCGGUUGGUACACAAGGUACCAUGAAGGGCAUAUUGCCGGAUCAAUUGGUGGACUUGAAUUGCCAAAUACUCUUGGGUAACACUUACCAUUUGGGUAUGCGGCCCGGCAUAGAAACACUGAAAAAAGCUGGUGGUCUGCACAAGUUCAUGGGCUGGCCUAGAGCUAUACUUACCGAUUCUGGUGGUUUUCAAAUGGUUUCCCUUUUGCAAUUGGCCGAAAUAGAUGAGAAUGGUGUUAAUUUUAGAUCACCCUUUGAUAAUAGUGAAUGUAUGUUGACACCUGAACAUUCCAUAGAAAUACAAAAUGCUAUUGGUGCUGACAUAAUGAUGCAAUUGGAUGAUGUGGUUAAGACUACCACAACCGGACCCAGAGUAGAAGAGGCUAUGCAUCGCACCAUUCGAUGGGUGGAUAGAUGUAUAACUGCUCAUGCAAGGGAUGACGAUCAAAGUUUAUUUCCCAUUGUACAAGGUGGUCUGGAUAAGGAAUUGAGAAAGCAGUGUGUGGCUGGUUUAAUGGAGCGUAACGUUCGUGGCUAUGCUGUGGGAGGCUUAAGUGGUGGCGAGAGUAAGGAUGAGUUUUGGCGUACUGUGCACACCUGUACCGACUUACUGCCCAAAGAUAAACCCAGAUACUUAAUGGGUGUAGGUUUUGCGGCCGAUUUGGUGGUGUGUGUGGCUUUAGGUAUAGACAUGUUCGAUUGUGUUUUCCCCACAAGAACCGCACGUUUUGGCAGUGCUUUAGUCAUGAAUGGCCAGCUGAAUUUAAAACAAAAAAAGUAUGCCCUAGAUAUGCGUCCCAUCGAUGAGGAUUGUAACUGCAGUACCUGUAAACUAUACACUAGAUCCUAUUUACACCAUAUAGUAACAUUCGAGAGUGUUUCCUGCAGUCUUUUAAGUAUUCAUAAUAUAGCUUUUCAAUUGCGUUUAAUGCGUGAAAUGCGCGAGGCUAUACAACGUGAUGAAUUUCCCAAAUAUGUAAGAGAAUUUAUGAGUAUACACUUUGCCAAUGAGCCAGUGCCUAAUUGGAUAAGAGAAGCUUUGGCUGCUGUGAAUAUAGUAUUACCGGAGGAUAAAGUUAGUAAGAGGAAAAGUGAAACAGAGGCUAGUGAAUGUGUGGAAGUGGAGGCUAAACGUGUUGCUUAAGAGUUUUUUAAAUGUGUUCAAAUAUAAACAAUUUCUUAAGGAA